UUUUUAAAUGGGUAAUUUUCAUUCAGUUAGCCCUUCGGUUAAAGUCACUAAGGAAGAAACAAUCCUGAAUGAUAAUCUUUGAAAAGCUCUUGAGAAGACAUAUGCGCCAGUCCAUCCAUCUAGACUUCGUCGAGGUAGAAAUAAAAUCUACACCCAAUUGACCUCCUUAUUCGCCUAAUCACUACAACGAAGGUCUAAACUCUAUUCACUUGCCUCUGAACAAACCUGAAUGGUGCAGGAAGAAAGCCAAAUUGAAGAAAAAUUUUGAAGUUAAGGAUUUAAAGAUUUUGUACUUGACUCGGAAACGGAAUGGGCUGAGUGAUAUAGGGUACUUUUUAAGAGGUGUAUGCCAAGCCAUGGCUAGGACUACAAGUCAAGUUACAUUGGAUUGUUUUAACUUAUCUCAUAAAUCAUUUGUCAGAAUUUGUGUAUCUGCUCGCAAGAAUGUAGUUCUUAAGUUCCAAUGGUGUCAGAUAACUAUUGGAAAUCUUGAGAGACUUUAUAGAGAUCAUGAGAUAUUUAAGGAAGGACAAUCUAUGAUUACACUCUCAAAGUUAAAUUUAGAAAAAUGCCAGAUUUUAAGAGAAAUUUUUAGCGAAUCUGGUAGAAUUAUCUCUUCACAGGACAUUCAUGUUUUUGUUGAUGAAUUAUGUAAGACUGUAUUGGCACAAUCUCUCAUAGAGAUUGCAGUAAAACCUCCUAGCCAUUUAUCAGAUAAUCAUAGAAUGGCUCCAAGAAAAGAAUAUAUGAUUGGGAGUAUCAAAGUAUUGGCAUAUUAA
Messenger RNA from Moneuplotes crassus, 779 nucleotides. The record is from the annotation of a GenBank genome assembly. Lineage: Eukaryota; Ciliophora; Spirotrichea; Euplotida; Euplotidae.